Diaporthe amygdali is the source of this 828-nucleotide messenger RNA. Its product is annotated as l-xylulose reductase. The transcript has a single exon. The record is from RefSeq and is a predicted model, not a curated record. Gene Ontology annotation, cellular component: intracellular anatomical structure. Gene Ontology annotation, molecular function: oxidoreductase activity, acting on NAD(P)H, oxygen as acceptor. Lineage: Eukaryota; Fungi; Ascomycota; Sordariomycetes; Diaporthales; Diaporthaceae. The coding region runs from base 1 to 828 and encodes 275 amino acids.
AUGUCUAUGACCAUCGACGAAGUGGCGGCUGCGCCCCGCGAGCAUAAGCCGGUCCCCGACACCCCAUCUAAUGUCUUCGAACAACUCAGCAUGAAAGGACGCGUGGUAGCCAUCAAUGGCGCCUCAGAUGGGAUCGGAUAUGCAGCAACAGAGGCCAUGGCAGAGGCAGGGGCUCACGUUGCCUUGUUAUAUAACAGCAAUGAUGCUGCCAUAACCAAGGGAGAAGCCCUUGCUAAGACGCACGGUAUUAAAGCCAAGGCCUACAAGGUCGACGUGUCAGACCCAGAAGCAGUCAAGAAAACUAUAGAUGCUAUCGUGGAAGACUUUGGAAAGUUGGACGUCUUCGUGGCAAAUGCGGGGAUGGCCAUCUCCAAGCCCAUCACCGAGCAGACGAUCGAGGAGUAUAAGAAGCAGUACUCAGUCAACGUCGACGGUGUCUUCUACUGCGCCAAAUUCGCCGGCGAGGUGUUUAAGAGGCAAGGCUUUGGCAACCUGAUCAUCACUUCGAGCAUCUCUGCGCGAAUAGUCAACGUGCCGGUUGACCAACCAGUCUACAACUCCACGAAGGCGGCCGUGACGCAGCUUGGGAAGAGCCUGGCUAGGGAAUGGCGCGAGUUCGCGAGGGUGAACAUUGUCUCGCCGGGAUUCUUCGACACGAAAAUGGGUGCCUCGCCGAAAGUCAUCAAUGAAGGUAUUCGCAUGACGCCUCUGGGCCGUCAGGGACACGUGAAGGAGAUCAAGGCCCUGUACUUGUAUCUCGCGAGUGAUGCAUCAAGUUACAUGACGGGAAGUGACCUAGUCAUUGAUGGAGGAUAUACUCUACCUUAG